AUGCCGCAGGUAAUGGUGGUGGCACGGAACUUCAUGGAUAUGGUGGCUGCUCUUCCUGCUGGCAAGCUUGAUAUGCUCUAUGACUCAGCCUUUAUCUGUGAGGCGGUACUCAGGUCACUUCCCCCACUGGCAAAGAAGUAUGCACUGCAGAUGUUGUAUGUGCUGGCACCGGUGACCGCUGCAGCAAUGGAAGAGUGGAUGCUCAAUGAAUACGCUGCCAAGCACAAGGUUGCCAUUGAUAAGCUUCUCCAACUCAGGGUCUUUGUCGAAGUGCGCGACAGUGGAAGUUUACCAAGGGAACCUUUACCAUUAAGUGUCACUGGUCGAUUGCCCACUCCAGCAGAUCUGGAAGCCUAUGCUCUUGAUCAAUGGGAGUGCUUCUUGUUGCAAUUGAUCAAUUCAUCCCAAGUCGAAAAAGGGACAAGUUUUAGCUCCUCCAUGAUGAAGACAUUUCAGCGUGGUCUUCUGAGUUCAAGGGACGGUGAAGCUUCAAAGUUGACUGAGAAUGGCUUCCAAUUUCUUCUGAUGGAAACAAAUGCACAACUUUGGUACAUAAUGAGAGAAUACAUUUCAUCUGCAGAGGAACGUGGAGUGGACCCUACGGAGCUGAUAUCAUUUCUCUUGGAACUUAGCUUUCAUAAAUUGGGAGCGGCUUAUAGCUUGAAUACUCUGAGUGAUAUCCAAAGGAUUGCCAUCAGGGAUCUUGCAGAAUUGGGACUAGUCAAACAGCAGCAGGGUCGAACGGAUCGCUGGUUCAUUCCUACCCAACUGGCUACUAAUCUCUCAGCAAGCUUGUCAGAUUCAUCAUCUAACAAAGAGGGAUUUGUGGUUGUUGAGACAAACUUUCGAAUGUAUGCAUACUCUACUUCCAAACUGCACUGUGAAAUUCUACGCCUUUUUGCAAGGGUGGAGUAUCAACUUCCAAACCUCAUCGUAGGAGCUGUUACAAAAGAAAGUAUCUAUGGUGCUUUUGAGAAUGGAAUAACUGCUGAGCAGAUAAUUUCAUUUCUUAGACAAAAUGCUCACCCUCGUGUUGCUGACAAGAUACCCGUUGUCCCGGAGAAUGUCACAGAUCAGAUUAGGCUGUGGGAAACUGACCGCAACAGGGUUGAGAUGAUUCCAUCACAUCUGUACGAAGAUUUCCCUAGCAAGGAAUGGUUUGAACAAUGCUGUGAUUAUGCAAGGGAUAGUGGGUACUUGCUCUGGGAGGACUCUAAGAGAAUGAGACUGAUUGUACGAGGGGAGUUCCACCCUGAAAUGAGGGAGUUCCUCCGCAGGCAAAGAUGA
Molecule: messenger RNA, 1287 nt
Organism: Miscanthus lutarioriparius
Lineage: Eukaryota; Viridiplantae; Streptophyta; Magnoliopsida; Poales; Poaceae
Source: the annotation of a GenBank genome assembly